UUACACCAAAUUAUGAUAUAAAUACAGACAAGAAUAAUACGUAUGGGUACUGCAGGCCAGGUGGUUUACUCAGCAUUGCAAUGCUUAAACAUAUGUGGUUAGAAACCAUUGACUGUGAGCAGGGGACAGAAUUGGCCCAUCCUACCACACUGUUUUGUGAAGCACUAAGGCUAAAUUUUGUGAGCAACCAAUAUUGGAAGUCACGAGCUACCACUGACAUUAAGGAGGGCACCCCACCAUAUCACCCAAAGUUGAUUAAGAAUAAGUAAAGAAUUCAUAGACAUUUAGAAGUGAUUACCAAGACAUUUUUUCAUUGUAAUUGGAAAAAGGGAAUGUGAAAUUCCAGCAAAAAUAUUUCUGUAUCUUCAUAAAUUAUUAAUUAAUGAGUUUAUACAUUUUCAGGAAAUAAAUUUUAAAGCCUGUAUCUGUGAAAACGUAGCAAUCUUUGUACA
Gryllus bimaculatus (two-spotted cricket) is the source of this 452-nucleotide messenger RNA. NCBI's taxonomy places the organism in Eukaryota, Metazoa, Arthropoda, Insecta, Orthoptera, Gryllidae. The record is from the annotation of a GenBank genome assembly.